This is a messenger RNA of Paramecium sonneborni, 444 nucleotides long. The record is from the annotation of a GenBank genome assembly. Lineage: Eukaryota; Ciliophora; Oligohymenophorea; Peniculida; Parameciidae.
AUGAAAGAAAUAGGUUCAACUAAAGUAUUUUUAAUUAAUCAAGCGUUGAUGCCUACAGUAAAUCAAUAAGAUUUAGAGAUGCUCGGAAGUGAAUUAGAAUAAAAAACAGAAGAAUACAAGUAAAUUGCUUAAUAAAAUGCCAAACUAAGUGAUUAACUUAAAAAUUUAUCUAAAAUACCAACAUUGUAAGAAUUGUUGGACAUAAAAAAUGAGUUUAAAUCUAAAAUUAAAGAAAUAGAAAAUAAAUUAUUGUAGUAUGAAGAUAAAAAUUAUAAAAUGGCUACUGCAGAGGAAACUUUAUUAGUAGAAAAUGAGUACUAAAAUAUGAUGAAUAUUUGUAAAAAGAGAAAAAAUAUUUAUCAUGAAGCAAUUGGAUCAUUGCUUUCUGAAAGCGAUUUGACAAUUUAAUAAUUUGAGAAAAUAGUUGGUAAUUUUAGAGAUUGA